AUGCAUCUCCCCGAUCCUGCAGCAAACCGCUCCUUCGUCCUCGAAAGCAUCCAGACCUUCAAGUUCGAAGACCGCCCAGUCCCAACACUGCAAGAUCCCCACGAUGUCCUCGUCAGGGUCAAAUACACCGGAAUCUGCGGCAGCGAUGUCCACUACUGGACAAGCGGCCAAAUCGGCCCCUUCAAAGUAACAAACCCGCUUAUCCUCGGCCACGAAUCCUCAGGGAUAGUCGCCCAGGUCGGAUCGGCCGUGACAACCCUCCAACCCGGCGACAACGUCACCCUCGAACCCGGCGAGCCCUGCCGACGCUGCGACGCCUGCAAAGCCGGGAAAUACAAUCUGUGCGCGGAGAUGGCCUUUGCCGCGACGCCGCCGUUUGACGGGACCCUUGCCAAGUAUUACAGACUCUCGGAGGACUUGUGCUAUAAGCUCCCUGGGAAUUUGACGCUGGAGCAGGGGGCGCUUGUGGAGCCGCUGGGGGUUGCGACGCAUCUUGUGCGGCAGGCGGGUGUAGCGCCCGGCCAGGUGGUUGUGGUGUUUGGGGCUGGGCCUGUGGGGUUGCUUUGCUGUGCUGUUGCGAAGGCGUUUGGGGCGAAGAAGGUCGUUGCUGUUGAUAUCCAGCAGAAUAGGGUUGAUUUUGCGACGGGGUAUGCUGCCACGUCGGGGUUUAUACCGGAUGGAAGUGUAUCUGCUGCUGAGAAUGCGUCUCGGCUGCGUGUGGAGAGUGACCUUGGGGAUGGUGCUGAUGUGGUGAUUGAUGCCUCUGGGGCUGAGGCGUCUAUCAACACUGGUAUCCAUGUUCUCCGGCCUGGGGGCACGUAUGUGCAGGGUGGUAUGGGCCGGGAUGAAGUGCGGUUUCCGAUUACGGCAGUCUGCACCAAGGAGAUUAAUGUGAAGGGGAGUUUUCGGUAUUCUGGGGGCGACUAUCGGCUUGCGAUUGAGCUGCUGGCUGCAGGAAAGGUCACGGUUGAUGAGCUUAUAACGAGCGUCUUUGAGUUUGAGGAUGCUGAGCUGGCGUUCAAGCAGGUUAGGGCUGGGGGUGGCAUCAAGACUUUGAUCAGGGGUGAAUGA
This is a messenger RNA of Aspergillus puulaauensis, 1071 nucleotides long. Its product is annotated as NAD(P)-dependent alcohol dehydrogenase. The transcript is spliced from 3 exons. NCBI's taxonomy places the organism in Eukaryota, Fungi, Ascomycota, Eurotiomycetes, Eurotiales, Aspergillaceae. The record is from RefSeq and is a predicted model, not a curated record. Gene Ontology annotation, biological process: D-sorbitol catabolic process. The coding region runs from base 1 to 1071 and encodes 356 amino acids. Gene Ontology annotation, molecular function: zinc ion binding; L-iditol 2-dehydrogenase (NAD+) activity.